AUGGCUGAAUCCAACCUUUUGAAACAUUCAGCUCCUAUUCUUAUGCACUCUGGAGGAUAUAGUGAUGAGAUCACGAAGCCUUCAUUUGGCUCAUUUAACCUCUAUGGUUGUACUCGGCCACCAGAUCAUCCUGAUCCUUUUGUUGCGCAGAUUCUUUCACGCACAGCCUUGACCUUGCCAGACCCUGUUUUGGGGCCGAGAAUGGAAAAACCAAGUAGAUCGACUCAUGCUGAAACUCUGGUAUUUGCUAGAAAUUCGCCAAAUUGUUCAUCCAAAUCAAGCUUGCCAUUGUGUCGGUCUCUCUCCUCAAAAGUGCCGCAAGUAUUGCCACAGACCUCGCCUGUAGUAUCCGUUUCUCUCGCAGCGUCGCACACUUAUAGGAGAUUUCAAACUAGCGAGGAUCUUUCAGAGUCAUGCUUGGUCCUGUCUGACACUGUGAUAAGAAGAAAUAACUCACCCAGAAACAACAAUUCGAUCUCAGGCUCUCUUAGCACUGCCUUUGAGGCCGAAUUAUCUGAGAGCCCAGCUGAAAUUAGUCAACUUGAUUCUGGACUUCAAGAUGCCCGACAAAGGUCUCCCAUCAGCCACAUGCGUACCUUUCUUCAGCGUGAUGUGGCCUCUAAAACAAAGUCCUUUAUACCAGAACAAGAAGCUAGAUUCACUGGCGAUCCAUUUUUGCUGCCUUCUAGGCAUCAAACGGAUGAGGAGAAAAGAUUUCAAACCAAACUUUUUACUUCCACUUUGCGAUCUAGUCAACCCGAUCGAAUUCAUGCAUACAGCCCAGGUCUUAUUAACAAAAUCUUCGCGAAUAAUAACAACGAAACAUUGAUAUCAAUAGCUGAGUCUGCUGGAGCUGAAAGUGCUUGUGAGCCUGGUCUGUUCAGUCCUCAAGUACCCUUUCGAAAAGGCCUGCGCACUCGCAAAUCCUCGGCAGGCACUGCCACCACAUAUACACCUUCUGGCCAGAAAUCCGAACAGCAGAUUAGUCUCAUUAGGGUCGCAUUGGGCGAAUCGACUGUUACUUCAAUAGACUCGAAGGCAGUUAUUAGUACUAGUAAUGAAGCAAUAUUUAUGGCUUCAACUGGUAGGCCCGCGCUCAGUGGCUCGAAUUACUGUCAUCGUCUUCCAAUUAAACCAUCAAGGGUUGGUUAUCCUCAUUCUAUUAUAUGA
Messenger RNA from Protopolystoma xenopodis, 1170 nucleotides. Lineage: Eukaryota; Metazoa; Platyhelminthes; Monogenea; Polystomatidea; Polystomatidae. The record is from the annotation of a GenBank genome assembly.